AUGCUCUUUCUGGGGUUCUUCGCUGCUGUCGCGGCGACGGCUCACUCCGCCUGUCGCGAUAAGUCGCCCAUCAAUAUUCCGUUCACCAAGAAGUUUAAUGCCACGGGAGGCGCCACGUUGAAGCAGAUGGACCGGGCAAGGAUCGCACAUUUCAAGGCUGGGUGCGGUAGCGGAACUGCUUGCGACGUCAAGACUGCCGUGAGCACGCUGUUCGAUGUCGACGCCACGAACGGAACCGUGCAGUACACUGCCAGCAUUGGCGUCGGGGAUCCUGCGACUGAUUAUACUUUGAUCAUUGACACUGGUAGCUCCAACACUUGGGUUGGUGCGGCAUCUCAAGACACCGGCGAAAGUGUCUCCGUCACGUAUGGUUCCGGCUAUUUUGAUGGUGAGGAGUACCUUGAUGCAGUGACCCUCGCGUCCGGAUACGCUAUUACUCAGCAAUCUAUUAGUGUUGCAUCAUAUGCUGAGGGAUUCUCUGGUGUUGUAGGUAUCCUGAAUUUCUAUCUUGGUCCUGAAGACCUCACCUACGGUACCUUGAGCGAUGAAAAUGAAUGCAUUGCAACUGUCACUCAAAAUGCGUACUCGCAGGAUCUCAUUGACGUCGAGGAGAUCGGCGUCUCCUUUGAACCUACCACCUCCGACUCGGAUACCAAGGGAGUCAUUACCUUUGGUGGCGUUGACUCGAGUCUGUACACUGAAGAAGACGUCACUUCAAGCUCUCCGGCCAGCAAGUACGUCGGCAUUGAACAGUCGAUCCAGUACGGAACCGAGUCAAUCAUGUCCUCCGUUGCUGGAAUCGCUGACAUUGGCACUACCCUGAUCCAUCUCCCGAGCUUUGCCUACAACAAGUAUGUCGACUACAACGGCGCUACUUACGACGACAAUAUCGGUCUGUUGAAGAUCAGCUCGUCUGACUAUGAGAGCUUUGACAGUGUAUACCUUACGUCUUUUGAAUUCACGGUGAACGCUCAGAUCUGGCCUCGCUCUCUUAACACCUACAUUGAUGGCGAUUCUGCCAGCUCAAUCUAUGUCGUCAUCAACGACAUGGGCGAUGAUGCCGAAAAAGCGGCUCGACCUCAUCUAUGGCAUGGCCUUCCUUGA
Messenger RNA from Laetiporus sulphureus 93-53, 1104 nucleotides. Its product is annotated as acid protease. Gene Ontology annotation, molecular function: aspartic-type endopeptidase activity. The record is from RefSeq and is a predicted model, not a curated record. The transcript has 11 exons. Gene Ontology annotation, biological process: proteolysis. NCBI's taxonomy places the organism in Eukaryota, Fungi, Basidiomycota, Agaricomycetes, Polyporales, Laetiporaceae. The coding region runs from base 1 to 1104 and encodes 367 amino acids.